Molecule: messenger RNA, 4515 nt
Organism: Hylaeus volcanicus
Lineage: Eukaryota; Metazoa; Arthropoda; Insecta; Hymenoptera; Colletidae
Product: dipeptidyl aminopeptidase-like protein 6
Exons: 13
Coding region: 672-3239 (855 amino acids)
Biological process (GO): proteolysis
Molecular function (GO): dipeptidyl-peptidase activity; serine-type peptidase activity
Source: RefSeq, a predicted model, not a curated record
CGGCGCAGUGGCCGGGCCAUCGUGUCCUGUGCCUAGCUUUCUGUGUUCUCUUUUCUCCGAUCCUGUCCGACAGUCGUCGACGAUCCUCCAGAGAGAUCGUCCCCUUUCACGUCGUGUGCCUCGCCAGUCGACGAACCUCUCCGUGCCACCCUUUCGUUUCCCGUCCUUCGACACCCUUCCCAGGUGCAGUGCCGGGUCGUGAUCGCGCCAGGAUGCGAAUCGUGACGCGUCGCGACGCUCGGUGAGGCCCUGCCGCGACGAACCACCCGCUGGCGCGAGCUAUCCGUGUGUCGUCCCCAGGAACGUGAUCGGCGAAACGGUUUUCCGACUUCUUUGUGCGCGAGGACCCGCCAGGAGCAAGCGGACAGGACGAACGCCAAGAAGGACACCCUGCCGGGUAGCAGCCGGGAGGAUCACAGGGCGAAGAGGUGGGAGCCAUGCCGCCCGGGCGAGCUUCCCUCGAGGUAGCCAGGAUCGUCCGGCAUCCCUGUCCUUCCGGUGUACCGGGUUCCGGUCGCCUCGUCUGAGGUGAGGAACUGUGGAUUGCUGGUGUUGGACCUCGGCCCCAGGAGUGGCCCAGGGGUUACCCUGGGGACCUCGGGGAAGUGCUCGCGCAAGGACGAAGCUGUUAGGAACGACGAAGGACACGGGAGGCGGAGGAGGAGGCCGCUAUGAACGCCAGCGUCAACAUCGAGAGGAACUCCUGGCGGCUGCCUCCCGACGAGACCGUCCAGGUCGCCGAUCCCCGUUCAAAGUCAGCUCAGGUAAAAGAGGAUCUUACGUACGCGGAGGGCGGCCACAACUGGCGGAGCAUAAUCUUCUCGCUGCUGGUCAUCGGCUUCGUUAUCGCCGGGAUCGUCACGGCCAUUUACCUUCUCGGGUACGUCGACGAGCUGCUGUACUGGAGCGGCAGACGUCUCACGUUAGACGAGUGCCUUCGUGAUGACCUAACACCGCACAGGCUACCACCCACCUGGAUCUCCCACGACAAGUUUGUCUAUCAAGCCGACGACGGUUCUCUCACUCUUCUGGACACCAGCAACAAUUCCGUGUCCCUUCUGGUCUCUAACCACACGCUCAGACAGCUGAACGUUCAAGGCUACCAGUGCAGCUCCGACCUACGUUACGUGUUGUUCAAGCACAAUGUCAAGCCGGUGUUCAGACACACCUUCACCGCUUACUAUACAGUCUACGACGUCACGAACGAUCAUCACACACCUCUUCGCCUGCACGCGUCGCGAAGGAUGCAGCAAACGCGACUGCAACACGCCGCCUGGUUAGGCAACACAUCGGGCCUGUUGAUGAUAUCCGAGAACGAUAUUUACGUGAGACUGGCGCCAUCCGCGGCAGAGGACGCACGACUGACCGACACAGGUGUUCCUGGUGUGAUUUACAACGGUAUUCCGGAUUGGUUAUACCAGGAGGAAGUGAUGCCUCGGCCAGAAGCAACCUGGCCCAGCCCGGACGGCACGCAUCUUCUCUACGCUACCUUUAACGACACUAAGGUCACUGCCUUGGAGUUCCCCUGGUUUGGUACGCAGCCAGGUCACGAUGGAGCCAGCUCAAGUCCUCUAACCACACCCAGAAGAGGCUCCUUUCCGCCGUCGAAGUCUGUCAGAUAUCCUACGCCCGGGUCGUCCAACCCAGAGGUCGAUCUGCUGGUGAUGGAGCUUAGCAAUGUGACGAGUACGAACGGCAACGGAACCAUGAACUCCACGUUGGCUUUUCGAACAAAGCUUAGGCCGCCGCCUGUAUUGGAUGGACAAGAGUACUAUUUAAUAUCCGCCGGUUGGGUGGGCGAAGACUCCACUCAAAUCGCCGUCGUGUGGAUGUCGAGGUCGCAGAACCUGUCGCUGGUAUCCGCUUGUCGUGCGCCCACGUGGGAAUGCGAGGAGACUCACUCGGAAAGGGCGCCCGAAGGGCAAUGGCUCGACGCUCAGCCUCAUCCUGUUUUUGCUCCUGACGGCGACAGCUUCUUACUGUUGGCAUCCGUUCAGGAAGGCGACAAGGAACACUUCACCCACAUCAAACACGUGACCCUGACUCAGCAAAGGAUAGCGGUGCUGUCUCAUGGCCGUUACGAGGUGAGCGAGAUCCUAGCGUGGGACACGAAGGGUCACCAGGUGUACUAUUUGGGCACCAGAGAGAGGAGGCCCGGUCAGAAACACCUUUACGUUGUGCGUGAUCCUACUGCCGACGAUCCUCGACGUUUAGAGCCGCUCUGCGUCACGUGCGAUCUUGGGGAAGUCCUUUGGAGCAGUAGAUUUUAUUACACCAACUGUACGCAUUUCGGCGCAUCCGUCAGUCCAGCGGUGAACGACGCGACGCAGGGUUACUACGUCCUCUAUUGCGAAGGUCCAGGUCUCCCCCUGGCAGGCAUACACUCGACGACUUCCCACAAGAUGAUCCGCAUGCUCUACGACACGAGAAUCCAACGGGGGGACAAGCUUUCUCAACUAGCGCUGCCGACACGAAGAAGUUUCGAGGUGCCACUGCCUCAAGGCUGGAAAGCUCAAGUGCAACUGUUGCUGCCGCCCUCGUGGCGUGAAGAGCUCAGAGACGCAGCCUUUCCGGUUCUGGUCGAGGUGAACGGUCGUCCAGGGAGCGAGGCGGUCACAGAUCGAUUCAAGAUCGACUGGGGUACUUACAUGUCGAGCCACAACGACGUGGUUUACGUCAGGCUGGAUGUACGAGGUGCCAGGGGUCAAGGGAAGAGGGACCUGUUCAGGAGAAUCGGUGGCGUCGAGGUGCAGGAUCAGCUGACCGUGCUGAAACAUCUUCUGAAGACCCUGAAGUACCUUGAUGUCACGAGGGUCGGAGUGUGGGGUUGGGGAUACGGUGGCUACGUAACCGCCAUGGUGUUAGGAAACCAGGAGAACCUGUUCAAGUGCGGCGUCGCCGUGAACCCCAUCGCGGAUUGGCUGUAUUACAAUUCCGCGUUCACGGAGCGAGUCCUUGGCGCUCCAGCCGAAAAUUACAAGGGUUACGUGGAGGCUGACCUGACUCAACGAGCCAGGCUGGUACCGAGUCACAGCCUCUACCUUCUUCAUGGUCUAGCUGACCUUACAGCGCCUUACACGCACGGCGUCGCCUUCGCCAAGGCACUGUCCGAAGCGGGAAUCAUCUUUAGGUACCAGAGUUACGCGGACGAAGACCACGCCUUAGCAGGCGUGUUGGAGCACGCUUAUCGUUCCAUGGAGGACUACCUCGCCGAGUGCCUCUCCCUGGACGCGUCCUAGUGCCUCAAGCCGAAUACUCUCUCGUUGUCUCUAGCUCGCCUACUUCUGAUACAUCCCGGAUGGGCGUGGAUGCUCGCCGAGAAGGCUCACUGUUCAGGAUUAGACUAGUUCGAGAAGAUUCUCAAAAGCAUCCCCAGGUGAUCGCCAGCGUGACGGAACGCCGCCGUCGUUUCGAGGCAGAGGAGAGGAAGGCUUGAGAGGGAUUGGAAGGUCGCGUGGAACAGGGUAAACGAAACGACGCCUGGUCCUUCUUGGUGGCGAGGAUGCUUCGAUCCGUAAAAGUAGGGUGUGGAAGAGAAGUACGUGAAAGGGAAGCGGUGAUGAGAGGGAUGAGGUAAACUUAGCGUUUGUAUAAGUAAUAUCGUUGAUAACGUUGUAUAUCAGCCUGCGGAUUCCUCUUUGCUACGAAGAAAAACUCGUUCACUUUGCUCUCUGGACGCGCACCCCGGGAGAUAUUGUAGCGAUCCAACCCCCCUGACAUCCAGAGGCGUAUCUAGUUAGAACUGCGACGCAGUUAGCGGGCCAGUUAGUCGACAAGCUCGAUCGACACGAAGGGUGACUUAGGUGAAAUUUCGAUUCGCGUUAGCCUGCUUCUCGCGUGGUUGCAAGCUCGCCACAUUUUGUAUACCAAAAAUCUCCAUUAUCUGACGGUGACUACGACACUCGAAUGAACAUUAAGACGCGAAGACCGAUGAUGAUCGAGCGCAUCGAGCUUAGCGCGAGCUUGCAAGCUCGCGACUCAAGAUUUUUUAUAUCAAGCCUCCGGGUUCCCAGCGCUCGAGAAACUGAAGUCCGCGGCGGGGGGAGGGGGGGGGGCGCGUGGCGCUUGAAAGUAUCGAGCUUACCGAAAGCUUGCAAGCUCUCCUCGCUGUUUUCAUGAUCAGCAGCGGUUCCAAGGGCCCCAGAAAGCUACGAGGAACCGUGGAUUGCCGUCGCAGAGCUUGGAAGCGCGCGUCUUACGAUUUCCCCCUACGGCGGCGUCAACGAAAGAGUCAACGGGCGAGAUGAGGCUACCGCCCCCACCUUCUAUCUUGUCUAGAUUGAAUUUUUAGCAGUAUUUUCAAAUUUUCUUAUUAAAUUUUAACAAUAUUUAUUGUUGUCAUUAGCGUUUCUUAUUUUUUUAUAUCUCAUCCACUUUUUUAAUUUGUAGCGUAAACGUUACUGCGUUAUUAUUGUUCUUACUUUGUUGUCGUUAUUGUUGUUGUGCUCUGGUGUUUGUUACGAUCUAUUGUUACUUACAUUCAUAAGUUUAUCCUCAUUAAAGUGCAAAGCGAUA